Pteronotus mesoamericanus is the source of this 2775-nucleotide messenger RNA. Its product is annotated as tripartite motif-containing protein 5-like. NCBI's taxonomy places the organism in Eukaryota, Metazoa, Chordata, Mammalia, Chiroptera, Mormoopidae. Bases 301 to 1722 code for a protein of 473 amino acids. Gene Ontology annotation, cellular component: cytoplasm; nucleoplasm; cytosol. Gene Ontology annotation, molecular function: protein kinase binding; zinc ion binding; ubiquitin protein ligase activity. The transcript has 8 exons. Gene Ontology annotation, biological process: positive regulation of autophagy; regulation of viral entry into host cell; protein polyubiquitination. The record is from RefSeq and is a predicted model, not a curated record.
GGGCUCCUGAGAGAACCCCUGAGCCUACACUGUGGCCAUAUUGAGUCCUUGGGAGAAUGAGCAUCACUGUGUUACCACUCGUGUUACCACUCUGAUACCCUCAAUGACUGACAGCAUUGUUUCCAAAUUUGAUGGCCAUUCUCCUUCAUGUGACCUGAAGAGAUAUAAACUUCUAGGUCUCUUAGCUGAGCUAGGGAUACAGGACAGCAAACAGAACAUGUCAACAAGGGCUGCCUCAGAAAUCUGAGCUAGAAGAGCCUCACUCAGAUCAGGACAGAUAGGAACAGGGGAGCAGCUGCGAUGGCUUCAGGAAUGCUGUUGAACAUAAAGGAGGAGGUGACCUGCCCCAUCUGCCUAGAGCUCCUGACAGAACCCCUGAGCCUGGACUGUGGGCACACCUUCUGCCAAGCCUGCAUCAUUGCAAGCCACAAGGAGUCCACAGUCAGCAAAGAAGGACAGAGUAGCUGUCCUGUGUGCCGAAGCAGUUACCAGCCUGGGAACCUGCGGCCUAACCGGCACGUGGCCAACAUCAUGGAUACGUUCAGGGAGGUCAAGUUGAACCCAGAGGAGGAACAAAAGACAGAUCUGUGUGUGCGCCAUGGAGAGAAACUCCUGCUCUUCUGUAAGGAGGAUGGGAAGUUCAUUUGCUGGCUUUGUGAGAGGUCUCAGGAACACCGAGGUCACCACACGUUCCUCAUGGAGGAGGUUGCCCAGGAGUACCAGGAGAAGCUCCAGGCAGCUCUGGACAGGCUGAGGACUGAACACCAAGAAGCUGAGAAGUUGAAAGCUAACAUCGGACAAGAGAGAAGUUCCUUGAAGAAUGAAAUACAAAAUGCAAUCCAUAGUGUCCAGGAUUAUUUUAAAGAACUGAGAGGUAUCCUGGACACUGAAGAGCAGAAGGAGCUGCAAAAGCUGAAGAAGGAGGAAGGAGAUAUUCUUUGUGUCCUGGAACAGUCUGAGAGUGAGCUGGUUCAGCAGAGCCAUUUAUUGAAAGAUCUCAUCUCAGAUGUGGAGCAUCGGUUGCAGGGGUCACCAAGAAAGAUGCUGCAGGAUGUAAAUGGCAUCAUGGAAAGGAGUAAGACCUUCACUCUCAGGAAGCCAAAAACCGUGUCUAAGAAAGAAAGGAGAGUGUUCCAACCUCCUGACCUGAGAGCAAUCCUACAAGUGCAUAAUGAGCUGACAGAUGUGCGCCGCUAUUGGGCUCACAUUACCCUGCACCCUCCCAAUGACAACCGAAAUGUUGCCGUUUCUGCGGAUCUGAAACAAGUGAGAUAUGAGUUCCAUUUUGAUACAAAUAAGAAUGAUUCUGCUGUUCUUGGCGUACCGGUUAUCACCUCAGGGAAGCAUUACUGGGAGGUGGAUGUGUCAGAGAAACAGGCCUGGAUCUUGGGGGUAUAUGGUGAAAAAAAUCCUGUUACCUCUAGUUAUCGACCUAAAAAUGGCUAUUGGGUUAUUGGGUUAGUGAAUCAGUUUAAAUAUAAAGCUUUUGUGGAAUCUUCUCCCUCUAGUCCCUUGCAAUUAACCCUCUGCCUGACUGUUCCUCCCCGUCGUGUUGGGGUUUUCCUCGACUACGAUGGUGGCACUGUUUCAUUUUAUAAUGUCACAAACCAUGGGUUUCUCAUCUAUAAAUUCUCUUCAUGUUCCUUUUCUCAGAAAAUUUAUCCAUAUUUGAGUCCUAUGAAGUGUACUGCCCCCAUGACACUGUGUUCUCCAAGCUCUUAAAUCUCAGACCCUCACCCACUUGUUUUUCAUGCGUCUGGCCUUGGGUGCAGCUAAUGCAUUGAGCUUGUCUGCACCAUUCUCACCAACUUUUUAUUGUUACCCCCCUCUUUUUUUCAUUUCAACAUCCUUAUUCAGCAUUAGGGCUUACAGUUUGCCUUAUGUCAAGCACAUUUUUUCCAAUGUCUUGUUUGUAUUAGUAAAGAAUCUUAAUUCACUAUUUUUUUAUCACCCCAAAGAAAGGGACUAGUGUCUCACAGAAAAGACUUGUAUGGAGGUGACAUCUAUACUAAAUUUUUACAAUUUCAUUUCCUGUGCAACUGAGAAGAAUAAGGAAAACUUUUCAACAACUUCUUUUGUAUAUUAUGCAAUGUCUUUUAUAGGAAUCACUCAUUAUAAAUAAGUCUUCAGGGGUGUGUCAGUCCAAUCACAUUCCAUAUUCAUCAAAGAGUGAAGGGGGUAAUAUCAUAAAUAAUAGAUAUUAAGUGGAAGGUUUGUGUUCAAAGUAUCUGAGUUCAAGUCCAUUCUCUCAACAUAGGUGCAGCGUAACUUUCAAAAGGUAGUAAAAUGCUGGCUUCGUUUACUAAAAAUUGUCCUGGUAUAAAAAACACACCAUUGAGAAUCGUUGGAACCAUUGAGAGUAGGAAAACAUCAUUAGGUAUAAAAUUGUGUCUCAACCUAAUAAAUAUUUUCUCUACUAAUUACUGAGAAAUAUAAGCUGUGUCAGUGUCUCAUAAAACACGUUGUGCCUUCAGAGGCACUAGAGUGGUUUUUACUGAAGUCUUAUUUGCAGAUGCCAGAUGCCUCUGUCUUGCUGUCAGGACUACUCGAGUUAUGCCUGUGAUAAAUGUGUGUGUAUGUGUGAGAGAGGGAGAAUUUUAGUUAAUUCUGGUUUGCUACAUAAUGGCCUUGAUCAAGUAAUCUACCUCAAAUCAAUUCUAUGGAAUUAUUCAGUUUCCCAUUUGUAAAACAUAACAAAAUUUACCUGAUGCAUAUUCAGUAACUUUUGUCAUUUUUACCACGAAAGGAAUGAUAAAUUAUCCUCUCCAUUUUUUG